Galendromus occidentalis (western predatory mite) is the source of this 1149-nucleotide messenger RNA. Its product is annotated as glycogen synthase kinase-3 beta-like. Gene Ontology annotation, biological process: peptidyl-threonine phosphorylation; cell differentiation; signal transduction. The record is from RefSeq and is a predicted model, not a curated record. Lineage: Eukaryota; Metazoa; Arthropoda; Arachnida; Mesostigmata; Phytoseiidae. Bases 1 to 1149 code for a protein of 382 amino acids. Gene Ontology annotation, molecular function: protein serine/threonine kinase activity; ATP binding. Gene Ontology annotation, cellular component: nucleus; cytoplasm. The transcript is spliced from 2 exons.
AUGAGUGAGUUCGAUUUCACCCCCGUCGAACGAGAAAUCGAGACCGUCGAUGGACAAUAUUGGAAUGUUGUGGUUGUAAACAAAGCUAGAAAGAUGUCGAAAUGUAAGUUUCGUUUCCGCAUCGCAGAAGAUAUUGGCCAAGGAACUUUCGGUACUGUGAAGGAGAUAAUUACGCCUCGAGGCGAUCACUUCGCGAUGAAGCAACUCGAAUACGAUCCCAGAUACAAGAACCGUGAGGUUGCCAUCAUGCGCUCCCUGGAUCACCCGAACUGUUGUCGAUUGUUCUAUUACUUCGUCGAUAGAGACCCUUACGAGCGGGACAUGACCGUCAACCUCGUAAUGGAACAGUUCCCAACGUGUUUGUCGACUCUGCUAAUGCAGUACCGUCACAGGAAUGAAGAUAUGAACCUGAUCCACAUUCGACUCUAUCUCUAUCAGCUGCUGCGCGGAGUGGCUUACCUGCAUCUCGAAGGCAUCGCGCACAGGGACAUCAAGCCCCCGAACCUGCUCAUCAACGAGGCGACAUCUCAACUCAAAAUCUGCGACUUCGGCUCAGCGAAAAAACUCGUAGAGGGAGAACCCAACAUCGCUUACAUCUGCUCCCGCUUCUAUCGAGCACCGGAACUCAUACUGGGGAAUACGCUAUACAACUGUUCGGUCGACACGUGGGCCGUCGGAUGUGUGUUCGCAGAAUUGUUCAACCUGCGACCGAUAUUCGUAGGGGAAUCGAGUUUGGACCAAUUCGCGGAAAUCAUCAGAAUACUUGGCACGCCCAACCCUGAGCAAAUGGAGAAGCUGCAUCCUGACUUCCCCAAAGACAUAAAGAAGCGAGACCCGAUAUGCCUCAAGAAGCACCUCAGACGCUCAUGCACGCAAUCGAUUAGUCUGCUCACUAAGCUCCUCCAGUAUGCUCCAGACAAUCGAAUUCGAUGUUGGGACGCUCUAGCGGAACCUUACUUCGACGAGCUACGAAAGCCAGGGCUCCUGUUGCCCGGAGGUGGCAAGCCCCCUCCUCUGUUCAACUUCUCCGCUCGAGAACUCGAACAAAAUCCAGUUCUGAAUCAACUCCUGUUACCGGACGAAGAAGACAAAUCGAGGAGAUCGCUGAACAAGACGGAAGCAAAGACAGGAAAGAAAUCUAUGAACUAG